This is a messenger RNA of Aureobasidium subglaciale EXF-2481, 2611 nucleotides long. RefSeq lists its product as uncharacterized. Gene Ontology annotation, cellular component: nucleus. The record is from RefSeq and is a predicted model, not a curated record. The transcript is spliced from 9 exons. Bases 25 to 2193 code for a protein of 722 amino acids. Gene Ontology annotation, biological process: positive regulation of transcription from RNA polymerase II promoter by galactose; DNA-templated transcription. Gene Ontology annotation, molecular function: zinc ion binding; RNA polymerase II cis-regulatory region sequence-specific DNA binding; DNA-binding transcription factor activity, RNA polymerase II-specific. Lineage: Eukaryota; Fungi; Ascomycota; Dothideomycetes; Dothideales; Saccotheciaceae.
AAUUUUUGACCCUGCAACUACACCAUGGAAGGAAGUGCCAAUGCAGACUUGCAGUCAGGACCGCCAACUAAGCGGCGUCGAGUAGCUUUGGCGUGCAACUCGUGUCGCGUGCGCAAAACCAGAUGCAACGGCGCGCAACCAAGGUGCUCUUUAUGCUCGAGUCUGGACUUCGAAUGUCAAUACGAAGCUACAGAAUCCGCGACGAAUAUCAUCGUUCGCAAAGAAUAUCUACUCGGCAUAGAACAGAGGCUUCAGGUACUCGAAAGGACGACCAAGAUUCAUAGUGACCAGCUCGCUCUCAGACUCGACGGAUCUAGUGGUGAGGCGGAAUUGCGCCCCGAGGCUCAUCAACCAAGAACUCCAGGCGAUAUUCAUAUUGAUGAGUUUAGACUAGAAGAAUUUCCUUCGGAGGACACCACUACAGAUGGCAUGGCAAUAACCUUCGUCGACGAGCAAGAUUCUGGAUUUUUUGGUCCAUCGUCAAACAUUGCGUUCUUGCGACAAAUCAUCCAAGCUAUGGCCUCAAAAUGGAAUAUCGUCCCCCCAACCACUCCUUCAAUACGUCAAGAAGAGUUGGAUCUGAAGACUGGUUUUGUAAGGGCAUCCAGAGCUGCUCGUUCGGCAAUCACCAUUGAUCCUUCUGGUGGAACGACGUCAGCCCUUCUACUGCCACCUCAUGCUGAGAUAGAGAGGCUUCUUCUUGCUUACUUCGCUAACACUGGUCUCAUAUUUCCGUAUGUACAUGAGAGGUCUUUCAUGGAAUCAUAUCAACAAUGUCGCCAAUCAAAGUUCAAGCACGUCCGUCGAACGUGGCUUGGGUUGUUGAAUAUCAUCCUAGCAAUGGCAGUCAGUACGCAGCACGAACAUGGAAUAUCGGCGGCAAAACGUAUUGCAGAGUCUGAGCUUUACUACGAGAGGGCCAAAUCGCUUUGCGGAGACCAGAUGCUAAGGGGCUCAAGUCUUGAGAUGGUACAAUACCUUUUGCUUACGAGUCAGUAUCUUCAAGGUGCGCAAAGGCCUGUUCAAACAUGGAUGAUUCACGGGCUCGCUGUCAAAGCUGGCCUGUCGAUUGGACUGCACUCAAACUAUGCUGCCAAUCGCUUUUCUCCAGAGGAAAACGAGACCAGAAAAAGAGUAUGGUAUGGAUGCGUUCUGCUCGAUCGAAGUUUGUGUUUGUCAUUUGGACGUCCAUCUGCCAUCUCCGAUGAGCAGAUUCGCCUGCCACUUCCGGUCACUUGGCCGAAGAGCGAUGAGCUGCCUGAGAACGUCAAGGUUUAUGAUUCGAUCAGUACAGCUUUCUAUGUCUCUUCUAUUGGCCUUUAUAAAAUCGUCGACCGGACAAUCAAAAGACUAUAUGGUGCGAACCUUGGCUGCGAUCCUGUUCCGACAGAACCAGAGAUGAUACCCCACAUGUUCUUGCUCGAGCAAGAGAUCAGUCAAUGGGUUGCGGACCUUUCUCCCGAUUUGGGUCUCAUAUACGCGACAGAGGUUGCGUCACUUUCACAUGCAGUGGAUCGAGCGAUUCUUCGCUUUAGAGUGAUAUUGACUUUGAGGUACUCGAACAUUGAACUACUAGUUCACAGACCAUUUCUCAUAAGGGCCCUUGGUUCCUCGGCCCCAGAUCAUAAUGAGAAACAACCAUCCCGGUCUAUGGCUCAAAUCGGCAACUCGGCGAGUCAAGCGUGUAUUAAAGCUGCUCAUGAAACAAUUUCCAUUGUACACACGAUACUUGUCAACGAAUCCUGUGGCAAAGAUCUGCUUGGAGCUUGGUGGUUUACUCUCUUCUAUGUGUUCAAUGCCGCAUUGAUUGUACACAGUAUGGCACUUGUUCAGGAAUCGUCCGAGCGGUCAAGUUUAGGAAUCAGCCUACAAUCACCGCAUGACGCUCAGCAGUAUCUAUCAAAAGCAAUCGAUGCCCUGAGUCUAUUGGACACGGGUAAUGCCAUGGUGUUGGGAUGCAAAGAAUAUUUACAGAACCUUCUGCGCAUACAACAUCUGCGACUUGCCACCGAUGAACCCUUCCUGACCGUGAGAAACGGGAGAUCCGAACACAUGGCUUCUCGAGACGAAUAUUCGUUCCAAGACUUGACAGAUACGACGACGGACGGACUACAGCCAGAUCUCGACGGUCUUGACUUUGCAGACAUAUUGAGUGGAGACCUCGAACUUGGAAGAUUCUUCCUAUCAGAAUAGAAGUCUAUAAAAUCACCUGACCAAGUUCGGCACUUGGCGAGGUACUCAGUCUUCACACAGACCCACACGCAAUGGAAGUGGUAAUAGAACAAUCGGUUGAACGCUCUACAACUCAGUCUUCAGUGAAGUGCGAUUGUUGGCCAAGACCGUCAGCCAACCAUCCCCUUUCUUAGCGAUCAUGGAACCAAGACAAGCUCCUGCAGCAUAUGGGUCUGGCAGGAAAACUAAGUCGUAGUUUCCCUGUAUCAGUGUCUAAAUCGACGAAAGCGUUAUGCAACGGAAUGGCCAAGUUCUAUUACUGAAGUUCACCUCCAGCUCUCACUCAAGCAAGACGCGUUCUGACAUUCAAGACUAUAUACAUGAUGACUACGAUUUCUUGAAUAUCCACGUUAUGUAAUCUGGAAUUGCAAGACCCCGC